This is a messenger RNA of Musa acuminata AAA Group (dessert banana), 681 nucleotides long. RefSeq names its product chaperone protein dnaJ 20, chloroplastic-like. Gene Ontology annotation, cellular component: chloroplast. The coding region runs from base 1 to 681 and encodes 226 amino acids. The transcript is spliced from 2 exons. The record is from RefSeq and is a predicted model, not a curated record. NCBI's taxonomy places the organism in Eukaryota, Viridiplantae, Streptophyta, Magnoliopsida, Zingiberales, Musaceae.
AUGGACUGGAUCGCUGAUCAUAUGUAUCUCGUCGAGAAGGAUAGGAAUCCCGUCUUGCGUCGAUCGAGCAAAGCAGCCGAGAACGCGUACGCGUCGGCUCUGCGCGUGCGCAUCGGCUCCGGGCGUCCCUCAGCCGCCCAUCACGCUCGCGCCGGGCUCACACUUGUCGUCACCUGCGGAACGCGGGAGGGCCGGCCUUCCUUGUCUCCGGCACCAACGACCCGACUCCGGGUCUCGGCCGGGCGGGCAGCCACCAUGUACGAGAUGCUGUCGGUGGCAGAGACGGCGGGGGCGGAGGAGAUCAAGGCGGCGUACCGGAGGCAGGCGAGGCGGUGGCACCCGGACGAGUGCCGCUCCCCGGGGGACGAGUGCCGCUACGCGGAGCGGUUCAUGCGGGCGCGCGAGGCCUACGAGGUGCUCUCCGACCCCGCCCACCGCCGCCACUACGACCUCGCCCUCUCGGCCGACCGCUGGACCGCCGCAGCGUUCCGCGCGGACGAAGCGGGGGGCCGAGCCCGGGCGCGGCGCGGCGGGGGCUUGAGCGACUGGGAGGCCCAGCUGGAGGGGCUGAGGCGGAGGUCGGCUGUGGCUGCGGCGGCGGCGGACGUCGGUGGGGAGGAGACGUGGGCCGGUCGGGUGCGGAGGGCCCGCACCGGGCCGGUCCGUCCAUCGGAUUUGUGA